Molecule: messenger RNA, 1059 nt
Organism: Ipomoea nil (Japanese morning glory)
Lineage: Eukaryota; Viridiplantae; Streptophyta; Magnoliopsida; Solanales; Convolvulaceae
Product: AP-3 complex subunit sigma-like
Exons: 7
Coding region: 150-653 (167 amino acids)
Biological process (GO): intracellular protein transport; vesicle-mediated transport
Cellular component (GO): membrane coat; intracellular membrane-bounded organelle
Source: RefSeq, a predicted model, not a curated record
UUGUCAUUUUAGGAGCUGAAUUACACAAAAGCCUUUUUGUUUAAUCCUAGUAGGCAAUGAUGAUGAGUUGUAGUGAAUGCUAAGACAGGUAAGGUUGACAUCCGGCGACUCUCACUCUCACUGUCCAUCGUCUAUCUAAUCUAACCAAAAUGAUAAAGGCGGUGAUGGUGAUUAGCACCACCGGCAAGCCUCGCUUUUCCAAAUUCUACGAAUCCCAGUCUCCGGAAAAGCAACAAGAGUUCAUUCGUCAAGUCUAUGCAGUGCUGAGCAACCGGCCUGGAGAUGUAAGCAACUUUGUACAGGGAAUUGGAUCAGUCUUCGGUUCGGAUACACAGCUUGUAUACAAACACUAUGCUACCUUAUACUUUGUAUUACUAUUUGAUAAUUCUGAGAAUGAACUUGCUAUGCUUGAUCUAAUACAAGUUCUUGUGGAGACAUUGGACAGAUGCUUCAAAAAUGUUUGUGAGCUUGACAUCGUAUUUAAUUAUAGCAAGAUGCAUGCUAUCUUAGAUGAAAUUAUUUUGGGAGGUCAAGUUCAAGGAACAGAUUCUUUUGAGCUUAUGAAGGCUGUUGAAGAAAUCACAAAAUUAGAGUCAGCCUCGACCGCAAGCAAAAUAGUGGCCAAAUCUGUUUCUUCUUGGUGGGCUAGAUAGUACUUGACAGACGCAACCAUUACGCAUUUACCCACUGCACGGAUUUCCAUACCUUGAAGUAAACUUUGGUUAUCAAGUAUUCCCCCGGGGAUUCAUAGAAGCUGAUCCUGCCAUAUUAAUCACAUGAAGGUAUAGAACCAUCUGCAAUGCUGCGAUGUUGUAGAUAUUUUAGCGAGUGCAAACUUACUGCCCCACGGCGUCACCGGAUCAUCUGAAGAAGUGAAAAUUGACAUUGUUGCCUGUUCAUCUUGAAUUGUAAUGUUAAGAUUUUUUGUGUAAUAAUAAGAAUCACAAUGACAGAAGUUGCCGGUGUUACCAACUUGAACAGGCGUUUUGGGAAAUGCUGUAAAGUUCAAUAGCGGCAUGGGACUGUGAAACAAUCAAACUAAAGAUCAGGUGGAAUCAA